This is a messenger RNA of Phaedon cochleariae (mustard beetle), 2126 nucleotides long. Lineage: Eukaryota; Metazoa; Arthropoda; Insecta; Coleoptera; Chrysomelidae. The record is from the annotation of a GenBank genome assembly.
AAACUCAGAGAAUUCAUGGUAUCAUUGAGAUAAGUAGGUACCCAGAUCCAAAGAACUACUCUUAAAAAUGGGCCACAUACAAGAUCAACAGGAAUCCUUGGAAUUGGACUCUUUUCUGGAACUCCACAGAUACCAGCUUAUAUCCUCAGGGGUUCCAGAACAUUUCUGGGAUUCGUUGAACAGCAAAUUGAUAAACAAAACUUUUGAUGCAGGUAGUUCAUUUCAGAUUGUCAGGCUUGAACUUGAAUAUGAAGAAAGAGAAAUUCAUGAACCCCAUUGGGCACUCCAAUCUUUGUGUUUUAUGGAAUGUGAUGAUUCCCAACAUAUUUAUCUUAUUGACCAUGCCUGGACUUACAAAAUUGAACAUGCUAAGCAACAACUUUUUGAACAUGAUGGAUUGAGAGUUAGAUUGGGUGAUAUGCUUGGACUAGAUAUCAAUAUUUCAACAGAACAAUUAGUAGAUGACAUUUUCAAUAACAUGUGGAAAAUCAAUAAUUAUUAUUCUGUUAGUAGUGCUGAAAAUGUUGAAGAUAGGCUACCAGUUUGGUAUGUCAUGGAUGAAGUUGGUAGUUCUGUCUCCCAUGAUGGCCAUCCAAAUUGCAGAAUUGUACCAUUCUUUUACAUCAAGGACCAGAUCACUUAUUCAUUACUGUUUCCAAUUGAGGAUAUACAAUUGGAAGAUUUACUUUACAGAGAUUUUGGGGAAGGUAUAGCACCAGAGAAGCGUCCAACUCAACUCUUACCUUGGUCUCCUAAAUCAUUUGAAGACUUCGACACUAAUCCACCUAUACCAGAUGAAGAAUACUAUUUGAGUGGGCAUGUUGAAGAAAGUUUGCCUGACUUGAAAAAUUUGCAUAAUAGUUCUGUCAGAUCAGGGAAAGAUGUUUUGAAAGUCUUCUCACAAUACAAUUUAAUAAAAACACACUUGACUUCAAAUAGAUUUGAUGUGGUAGAAAGCAGAAAUGAAGCUGACAUUCUCUGGUACACACAACAUUUCAAAGAUUUUCAAAAACUCAGUGACAGUCCCCAUCAAUUUAUAAACCAAUUCCCAUUUGAAUAUGUUUUGACAGUCAAGGAUCUCUUGAGUGCUACUUGCCGCAGAAAACAGAAUGUAAACUGGCUUCCCAUCACAUAUAAUCUACUAUCUGAAGCUCCAAAUUUCAUCAGCUGCUUUCAAAAACGAGAUAGAGAAGGCUUAGAAAACUACUGGAUAGUCAAGCCAUAUAACUUAGCUAGAGGUCUAGAUAUCCAUAUCACAAACAAUUUGGAUUAUAUAUGUAGACUUAUUCCUACAGGACCCAAAAUUGUACAGAAAUAUAUCACAAAUCCUGUGCUGUUCUACAGGCCUGAGUGUAAUGGCAAAGUUAAAUUUGAUAUCAGAUAUGUCUUGUUAUUGAAGAGUGUGAAGCCUCUUCAAGCUUAUGUGUAUAAGAAAUUCUUUUUAAGGUUUUCAAAUCAACCUUUUGAACUGAAUGACUUUGAGGUAUAUGAAAAGCACUUCACAGUGAUGAACUACACUGAUGGUGCUCAAUUGAAGCACAUGAAUUGUGAUACAUUCAAACUGAAAUGGAAGAAACAGUUUCCAGAAAAUGAGUGGAAAGGGGUGGAGAAAUCUAUUUUGGAAAUGCUCAGGGAGAUACUAGAAUGUGCUACAAUGGCAAACCCUCCUUGUGGUAUUGCCGAGAGCCCACAGUCUAGGGCUCUUUAUGCAGCAGAUAUUAUGCUGGAAUGGACAGAUGACAAGAAAAUACAACCCAAGAUUUUGGAGAUAAAUUUUACACCUGAUUGUUCAAGAGCUUGUGAUUAUUAUCCUGAUUUUUAUAAUGAUAUAUUCAGUUUGCUAUUUUUGAAUGUGGAAUCUAGUUCAUUUUUAUCAUUGUAGAGUUCCUCUGUGUUGUUUGAAUAUUUUGUGAUUUGCAUCAUUUUUAUUUUUGGAUGUUCAAUCUAGUGGUCAAAUUUGAACACUUCUUCACUCUAGUUUUAAGUUGUUGACAAAUUUAGAAUUUACUAUGUUUAGUUUGUUUUUAUUACCAAUUUAGAGUUUAUAUUUUUUAUUUUUAAAUAUGUAGAAUAUGUUCAGUCAAACCAGUUUCUGUAUGAUUAAAUAUAUUUUGUUUCAACAGCUU